CAGUGCAGCCAUGGCCUCCCUUCAGAUUCUCCUGAUGUACUUGUGUUUGGUGACGAUAGGAGCGGGUCUCAGUUGGGCUUCUGCUCAACACCUCAACUCAACGCAUCCAUUCACAAUCCAGCCUCGGGUGAGAUAUGACAAGUCAUGCAGGUGUGGACAGAAGGAAGAAUCCAGGAUCGUAGGAGGUGCUAAUGCCGAGAUCAACGAAUGGCCAUGGCAAGCUGCUCUCAUGAAAGGGGCCGAUCAGUUCUGUGGUGGCUCUCUCAUCAAUGAUAGAUACAUCCUUACUGCAGCCCACUGCACAGAAGGAUUAAGGCCCAGAGAUCUGACAGUACGACUGGCUGAACAUCGGCUUAGUACUUCCGGAGAAACAACACUCGUCACUCGAAGUGUUGCAGAAAUUAUUGAACAUCGGAGGUAUAUUCCUGGAGACGAAAUCAAUGACAUCGCCCUUCUCAAACUAUCAUCGAGUGUAGAGAUGAGUAGCACAGUACUGCCAGUAUGCAUGCCGCCCCGAUCGCCACUCUAUACAAACAGAGAGGCAACUGUUACUGGAUGGGGAUACACAAGUGACGGAGGGAAGCCUUCCGAUACCCUGAAGGAAGUCACGGUAAAGGUUAUGUCAAAUAAUGUUUGUAGGCGCCGAUCUUACGGCAGCGCUAUCAAGAAGACAAUGUUAUGCGCUGGCGCCAGUGGAAAGGACUCUUGCCAAGGAGAUUCGGGUGGACCACUGGUCUUCAAGGAUGCAGGUGGAAAUUAUGACCAGAUCGGAGUUGUGAGCUGGGGUUACGGGUGCGCUGAAGAAGGAUACCCAGGUGUCUAUACCCGAGUAAACCAGUACCUCAACUGGAUCAAAGCCAACACAGCUGAUGGAGUAUACUGCAAAGGAGCUGUUCUCUAAGCAACGGAGCAGUUGCAGAAUCAGGUUUAAUUUGAACAACUAUCGAAAUAUACUGCACUUCUAAAUCAGGAUAUCUUGAAAAAUAUGUAAAAUAAAAGCCAGAACCUCUGUAACAUUUUGCGCUUUAGGAAACUGAUUAAUGAAAAAAGUAGUCUCUAUCUUUAUUCUACUAGUUGUUUAUAUUGCCUAUUUCUUGAUUGUUCCAAAUGCCUGAGAGAUUGGGGAAAGAGCAAAUACUGAAGUCACUGAAGCUACAAGAAUAGAGUUUCAUUAACACAGAGAAAGGAAUCGACAAAAACAAAAAUAUAUUUGCAUUUCAAUCUGAAUGCUAUCUUUAAUUAAAAUUUAUUUGACUGAAUUUAAGCUUUCAACAAACUUAAGAAUAAAUGAUUAUAAGGUUGCUGAAGUGUCAGUAUACAUGAAUGAUGUAUUCUUUCUGCAAGGGGAGAGAGAGAGAGAGAGA
Macrobrachium nipponense is the source of this 1364-nucleotide messenger RNA. RefSeq names its product trypsin alpha-3-like. Gene Ontology annotation, biological process: proteolysis. The transcript has 6 exons. Bases 11 to 901 code for a protein of 296 amino acids. NCBI's taxonomy places the organism in Eukaryota, Metazoa, Arthropoda, Malacostraca, Decapoda, Palaemonidae. Gene Ontology annotation, molecular function: serine-type endopeptidase activity. The record is from RefSeq and is a predicted model, not a curated record.